Loa loa (African eye worm) is the source of this 3590-nucleotide messenger RNA. Its product is annotated as RGC/RGC protein kinase. Gene Ontology annotation, molecular function: ATP binding; guanylate cyclase activity; protein kinase activity. The record is from RefSeq and is a predicted model, not a curated record. NCBI's taxonomy places the organism in Eukaryota, Metazoa, Nematoda, Chromadorea, Rhabditida, Onchocercidae. The coding region runs from base 1 to 3366 and encodes 1121 amino acids. Gene Ontology annotation, biological process: cGMP biosynthetic process; protein phosphorylation; receptor guanylyl cyclase signaling pathway. The transcript is spliced from 24 exons.
AUGAGGAUGCUAUGGCAACCAGAAUCAGCUCAUUUCAGCCAAAUGAAUAAUCACAAAGAUUUGUCGCGCAUGCCGCUCUCGGUUGUUAACGGCUACCUCAUAACGGCCGGAAACAAUCUUACGGAAUCUCGGCUCCACGUCUUCCAACAAAUACUUUGUAGUUUACUAUUUGAUUGUUUGCAAACGCUAUGUAUUUUGGUGUCUCUAAUUAAUGCCUCACCGGUAAUCAAUAUUGGCCUAAUUUAUGCAAAUACAACAAUUCCAAAGGCACCCGACUUUUUGCAAGCCGGUCUACAUGAUGUAUCUGGUGCACAACCUUCCCAGGAGUAUCAGUUUAGGUUGUUACCAGUACCAUCGAUGGGUUGUUUCAAAAGCAAGUAUAAAAGCAAUGAUGCAGCCAUUAUCGCGGAAAUGUAUUACGAAAAUGGUCUUCAAAUGCUUUUUGGACCAGCCUGUGACAGUGACUUGAAUAUUGUUGGGAGGUUAACGAAAGAAUGGAACAUUUUACAGUUCAAUUUUCGCAAUGAGUAUUUUGACAAUGACCGCAGUUCCGUUGUGCAGACAUCAACUAUUUCCUCACUGAAUGCCGCAUUCAAUUUGGUUGCGUUCUUUAAAAUAAUGAGUUGGGAUAAGGUAGUAUUAAUUUGGUCAGUGAUAGCAUUUGACGACGAAAAUACCACCAAACUUAAAAUUGCAAAUAUCCGGACGAUAUUCAAAUUAAACGGUAUUUCUCUACUAAGCGAUAUUCGAGUAAAUACAACCGAUGUAACUCGACCACUGGUGGAUGUGUUAAUGGGAAUUAAGAACACUUCCAGAAUUUGGAUUCCGAUAUUUGGAUAUUAUCUUCAUGAUUAUAUAGAAUUUUUGGAAGCUGUAAAACAACUUAGCCUUGACCCAACCGUUUAUGUUAUUGUGCUCUUGGAUUUUUUCGUACUUGGAGAGUUUAAGCCACCAUGGAUACUUCCCAAUAACGGACCAUUUGGCCCAAUAUGGUUAAACCAAUAUGCAGUUCGGUUGACUCCGUUUCAAGCUAAAUAUGUUGAAGUUUUUCAAGAAGAACCAGUUAGCAUUGCGGAGUUGUUUCUGACCAAAGAAUGUGACUCGGACCUGGCCAGAAAAAAAGGAGCUAAUGGACGUUGCAUUACUUUGAUUGGUAAAAUAACCGAUUAUAAUACAACAAUAACAAGGCAUUUUCCAGUGGAUGUGCCUCUAUGCGGUUUCGAAGGAGAAUUGUGCGACUAUAUGGGGGGCGUAGUGAAAAUCUUCCUGAUCAUAGUGGCAUUCAUUUUGCUGUUAUGUGCUUUUUUUGCUUAUCGGAAAUCAAAAAGUGGUGAGACGUCAAAGAUGCCGUGGGCAAUUCCUCAUCAGCUCCUCAAGUUUGUUAACAUCGAAACAUCUUCGAUAAUGUCCAUGCAAAGUGCACAGCAGCAAGAGUCAAAGAUGAAAUUGAAAGAUUUAUUGUGCUCGCGAGAGUUUGCAAUGACCGAAUUUGGGGCAGUGAUUGUGGAACCAUAUGCACUCAAAGCAGGAUUAUUUUUCGAUAGUUCGGAUGUUGCACUUCUUCAUCAGAUGAAACAGCUGGUACACGAUAAUAUCAAUCAGUUCAUUGGGAUAUGCUUUGACAAACGAACCGAAUUCUAUACAAUUUGGAAUCAUUGUUUCCGUGGGACAUUAGCUGACAUGGUGUUUUUUAAUGCGAGCACGGGUCCGACAGAUAAGCUGAGCAAUGAUAACAAAAUUGGUCCAGCAUUUCAACAAAACUUUAAGCGAGCUUUUGUUCGUGAUAUUAUUCGGAUGAAACAGCUGGUACACGAUAAUAUCAAUCAGUUCAUUGGGAUAUGCUUUGACAAACGAACCGAAUUCUAUACAAUUUGGAAUCAUUGUUUCCGUGGGACAUUAGCUGACAUGGUGUUUUUUAAUGCGAGCACGGGUCCGACAGAUAAGCUGAGCAAUGAUAACAAAAUUGGUCCAGCAUUUCAACAAAACUUUAAGCGAGCUUUUGUUCGUGAUAUUAUUCGGGGCCUGGAGUUUUUGCAUGCCUCGACGGUUGGUUAUCAUGGUUCAUUGACUCCAUCACAAUGCCUCAUUGAUAGUCACUGGAUCCUGAAACUCUCUGGAUUUGGUUUGUCGAAAUUACUUUAUAAAUGGAGUAUAAAGGGCUCCAUAAGUGCCAAAAACAAGAUGUGGUUAAUUCCAAAUUCAGAUUUACAUUAUUAUUCGCCAGAAAUGCGUCGCUUUCUCAAAAAUAUGAAUGAGGGUACGGUAACAUUCAACACCAAGCAAGCAAGGGCUGCUGACAUAUAUGCGUUUGGAAUUAUAUUGUAUGAAAUUGUCUUUCAUAGGAAGUCGAUUAUACUCGAUGAUAAUCAUUAUAAUAUCAAAACAGUGAAUAAAGAUACUUUAAGCAUUUUUUGUGAGUCAGCCGAAGCGCUGAUUCCGCCUUAUCCAUCUAUCCCGGGAAACAUCGAAGUGCAUCCGGAUUUGCUUGGACUAAUGCACAAAUGCUGGUCUGGAAUCAUUGAUCAACGCCCUGAUGCAACACUGGCACGUAAAAUUACGGAUGCUACAUUGAAAAUAUCGGGCAGUUUGGUCGAUCAAAUGAUCAAAAAUCUCGAACAGUACACGAACAAUUUGGAGAAGCUGGUGAAAAAACGGACGCAACAAUUGGAACAAGCACAAGAGCAUGCCGAACGUUUGCUUCUUGAGUUGUUACCUAAGUCCGUAGCUAAUGAGCUGAAAAUAAGUCGUCGAGUCGAUCCAAAGAAUUACAAGUCGGCAACAGUGAUGUAUUCGGAUGUCGUUGGUUUCACAUCGCUUUGCAGUGAUAGUUUGCCGAUGGAAGUGGUUACACUGUUGAGUGGUGUUUUCCAAAAGUUCGAUAUGAUUAUCUCACAGCACCAAUGUUACAAGGUGGAAACAAUUGGCGAUGCAUAUAUGGUAACAUCUGGGGUACCGAUUACUAGUCGACAUAACCAUGUUCGAGAUAUUGCUUUUGUAGCAAUUAUGAUGAGGGAUUUCCUAUCCGAAUAUGAAGUACCGCAUAGACCAGGACAAAAGCUGCACUGUCGCUGGGGUUUCAACACGGGGCCUGUAUUCGCUGGGGUUGUUGGCUUGAAUGCACCGAGAUAUUGUGUUUUUGGCCAGACGGUGACACUGGCAGCAAAAAUGGAAAAUAGUGGUUUGCCGGAUAAAAUUCAGAUCACUCUGAAAAGUUAUCAGCUGUUGACAGCUCGAUAUCCAGAAUUCAAAUGCUCACCGCGAGGAGGAAUUCGAAUUGAUGGAAUCGGCAGAUUGCUCACUUAUUGGUUAGAUGAUUAUGAAGAGUUACUGACAUCGAGUCGCUCAGCAAUUGGAAGUGGCCGCUAGCCUGAGAGGAUCCAUUUUCGUCUUCUGUGUUUUUCUGCUCAGUUGGGAAAUCUAUGAUAAAAUACAUGAAAGGGAAUGAAUCAGUUUUUCCGACUGGAAAUGUGGGUAUGGAAAGCAAGGGGGAGGGUGAAGUAAUGAAGAUCCAGUUCUGGAAUUGGAUUUGAAGCUUCGAAUGGUGCUUUAUGAAAUACCUAAUGUUCGAUCGGUUAAUAAAUCAAUCAGUG